AUCCCGUCAUGCAAGACAAACAUUUUGCCUCCAUUCUCAGCAUCAACUCAAUUGCCUAAGAAGGUGCCAAAGAAAACGACAUUCAAAAUGGGUGGUCUUAACCUCGAAGUGUUCAAGUUCGGCACGUAUAUCAUGUUUCCUAUCGGAAUCAUGUUCUACUUUGGCACCAACCUCGAUAACCGCUUCGCCGUACCUGGCUUCUGGCCCAAGCCUGAAGAGUGCAACAAGAUCCCCAAGGACCGAGACGAGAUCAAAGCCGAGUAUGACCGCAUCGUGGCGCGACAAAAGCUCCGACAGGCCAAAAAGCUUGAAGAGGAACGCAAAAGAGCAGCACAGCAGCCCGAGAAUGACCAGCCCGAUUCUUGAAGCCCAGCGAAUCGGAUUCAAGCAUGUACAUUAUUAGCCCGAGGGUUCGGCAACGGCAGCAUUAACGAUGUAUUCAUGGCGUUUGGA
Fusarium oxysporum Fo47 is the source of this 453-nucleotide messenger RNA. RefSeq lists its product as uncharacterized. The record is from RefSeq and is a predicted model, not a curated record. The transcript has 2 exons. Gene Ontology annotation, biological process: mitochondrial respiratory chain complex IV assembly. The coding region runs from base 88 to 366 and encodes 92 amino acids. Gene Ontology annotation, cellular component: mitochondrion; mitochondrial inner membrane. Lineage: Eukaryota; Fungi; Ascomycota; Sordariomycetes; Hypocreales; Nectriaceae.